AUGAUUUCGUUCCUCAACUCCUUUGGAGUCCAUUAUCGGAAUAGUGAUAUUGCGGAAAAGGUACUUAGUAAUUUUUCCUCGAACUGUGGUCCCAAUUCGUUGAACAUGUUCCUUAAUGGGUCCUCAUUCAACUUUAGGCUGAGCGACGUGACAUCCACAUUUGCAGGCCCUUCUUGGCUAGGUUGUCGUCGCCUUAGUCGGGAAAUGGGGUCAACAUUUGAAUGUACGCGUCCGGCCCGAUGUACGAUCUUCAUGUUGGGGAAUGCUGCAAAUAUCAAACCCCACUACACGAGACCAGUAGGCAACUACACGCUCAACGUGUACCGUCGUGUCGUCAAAAUUCCUUUCCCAUUUGCCAACUGGGGGUUGGACUUGUUGAAGGAUCGCGGCCACGGCGAAAUCACAGGCGUCUGA
Molecule: messenger RNA, 414 nt
Organism: Laccaria bicolor S238N-H82
Lineage: Eukaryota; Fungi; Basidiomycota; Agaricomycetes; Agaricales; Hydnangiaceae
Exons: 6
Coding region: 1-414 (137 amino acids)
Source: RefSeq, a predicted model, not a curated record